Haemonchus placei is the source of this 384-nucleotide messenger RNA. NCBI's taxonomy places the organism in Eukaryota, Metazoa, Nematoda, Chromadorea, Rhabditida, Trichostrongylidae. The record is from the annotation of a GenBank genome assembly.
AUGUUGUCGUAUGUUUUGGCGGAUGAGACCUGUAACACCCCAAACACCUCGAAACCGAUUACAACAUUGGUCUUGGAUGACAUCAAUGUGAUAAUUUUCGGUGCUUACUCAUGCUCAUGGAAACUUGAGAGUGAUGCUCCACGAACUGCUUCCACGAAAUUUGUCAGAGAAAUUGUCAGAUUCGAGCCAGUGAAAGACCUCAACGGUAACCGCGACUUCUAUGUACACUACUGUUAUGAGGUUAGAAAGGUCGUAGCCACUGAAGGCGAAAUCGAAGUAGCUAUAGGUGAAGUAGCAGAGAUUGGAAAACCAGCUCUGGAGAAAAAUGUUAUUUACUCGUUGUCCGACUUUUGCCCUUAUCCUAGGGAGCUUGCCAAGGCCUGA